AUGGCGUCCAUCGCGCGCUCCGCCGUUUUCGGGAACACCGCGUUCGCGGUCCGGGCCAAGUCGGCCAAGCGAUCUGCCAAGGCGCAAGCCCCCAAGGCGUCGCUCAACGAAUUCGCCGAAAAGGUUUCCAAGGCGACCGUCUCCCUCGGCGUCGCCGGCGCCGUCCUCGCCCAGUCCGCCUCCGCGGUGACGUAUGACGAGCUCCAAGGCCUCACCUACUUGCAAGUCAAGGGUACCGGUCUCGCGAACACGUGCCCGGUCGUCGAAGGUGGUGUCUCCGGUAAGGACAUCAAGGCUGGCGAUUACAAGCUCGAGCGAUUCUGCAUGGAACCGACCUCAUUCACCGUGAAGGAAGAGUCUCAGUUCAAGGCCGGCGAGUCUGAAUUCCAAAAGACGCGCCUCAUGACGCGCCUCACCUACACCCUCGACGGCAUGACUGGUGACUUCAAGGUUGGCUCCGACGGCUCCGUCCAAAUCAAGGAGAACGAUGGCCUCGACUACGCCCCGGUCACCGUUCAAUUGCCGGGUGGUGAGCGCGUGCCGUUCCUCUUCACGUUGAAGGAGUUCACGGGCAAGGGCAACACGUCCCAGUUCGGCGGUGACUUCGUCGUCCCGUCCUACCGUGGCUCUUCCUUCCUCGACCCGAAGGGCCGUGGUGGUUCCACCGGUUAUGACAACGCUGUUGCCCUCCCGGCGCGCGCUGACUCCGAAGAGCUCCAAAAGGAGAACAACAAGAGCGCCGCCGCGCUCAAGGGCUCCGCCGUCUUCAACAUCGCCAAGUACGACCCGGCUACCGGUGAAAUUGCGGGCGUUUUCGAGUCCAUUCAGCCGUCCGACACUGAUCUUGGCGCCAAGGUGCCGAAGGAUGUCAAGAUCACUGGCUUGUGGUAUGGUAACAUCGCCAAGUAA
This is a messenger RNA of Ostreococcus tauri, 909 nucleotides long. RefSeq names its product Photosystem II PsbO, manganese-stabilising. NCBI's taxonomy places the organism in Eukaryota, Viridiplantae, Chlorophyta, Mamiellophyceae, Mamiellales, Bathycoccaceae. Bases 1 to 909 code for a protein of 302 amino acids. Gene Ontology annotation, molecular function: oxygen evolving activity. Gene Ontology annotation, biological process: photosystem II assembly; photosystem II stabilization. Gene Ontology annotation, cellular component: photosystem II oxygen evolving complex. The transcript has 3 exons. The record is from RefSeq and is a predicted model, not a curated record.